This is a messenger RNA of Larimichthys crocea (large yellow croaker), 4678 nucleotides long. It is a transcript of the gene kcnq2a, whose product is annotated as potassium voltage-gated channel, KQT-like subfamily, member 2a. Bases 260 to 2983 code for a protein of 907 amino acids. Gene Ontology annotation, biological process: potassium ion transmembrane transport. The record is from RefSeq and is a predicted model, not a curated record. Lineage: Eukaryota; Metazoa; Chordata; Actinopteri; Sciaenidae. The transcript is spliced from 18 exons. Gene Ontology annotation, molecular function: voltage-gated potassium channel activity. Gene Ontology annotation, cellular component: membrane; voltage-gated potassium channel complex.
GAAUGCACUAGAAAAAAGCUGUUUGCACAUUCAAUCUAACUUCAGAUCAUGUGUCUCCUCCCCGUGUCUGUCAAAUGGCCGGAAGGGGCUAAGGUAAAAGCAUCCACUGUGCAGUUUCGCGUGGUUAUUGCAAUUGGUUUUACUUGGGGGGGACCGACACCGACUGCAUUCACCACCAGCACACACCCCUCAGCACCGGUGAUGCAUCCCCGCGGCAAGGGCACGGAUAACUCCUCUUUAGAGUCGUCUCGACUUUAGAAUGGUACAGAAAUCUCUCAACGGCGGGGUUUACCCAACUCAAGCCGGAGAGAAGAAGCACAAAGUCGGCUUUGUCGGUUUGGACCCCGGUGCUCCUGAAUCCAGCAGGGAUGGGGCGCUGCUCAUUGCGGGUUCGGAAAGCACCAAGCGCAGCGGCAUCCUAUGCAGACCGAGGUCCAGCAUCUCCGGAGGGAGACCCAGACCGUCGAAGAAAAAUGCCAGCUAUCGAAAACUACAGAAUUUUCUCUAUAAUGCGCUGGAAAGACCGCGGGGAUGGGCGUUCAUCUACCACGCUUAUGUCUUCCUCUUGGUCUUCUCCUGUCUCAUACUUUCAGUCUUUGCCACCAUCAAAGAGUUCAAAAAUAGCUCAGAGAGUGCCUUGUACAUCCUGGAAAUUGUGACCAUCGUGGUGUUUGGAGUGGAAUACAUUGUAAGGAUAUGGGCUGCUGGCUGCUGCUGUCGAUACAGAGGAUGGAGAGGGAGGCUCAAAUUUGCCAGAAAGCCUUUCUGUGUCAUAGACAUUAUGGUGCUGAUUGCCUCAGUAUCUGUACUGGCAGCUGGAUCUCAGGGCAAUGUUUUUGCCACCUCGGCCAUCAGGAGUCUGAGGUUCCUGCAGAUCCUGCGCAUGCUGCGUAUGGACCGCCGUGGAGGAACAUGGAAGCUGCUUGGAUCUGUAGUUUAUGCACACAGCAAGGAGCUCAUCACAGCAUGGUACAUAGGCUUCCUUUGUCUCAUCCUGGCUUCAUUCCUUGUCUAUUCUGUGGAAAAGGAGUCAAAUGAUGAGUUUGAGACCUAUGCUGAUGCUCUUUGGUGGGGACUGAUCACUCUCACCACCAUUGGUUAUGGUGAUAAGGUUCCAAAGACCUGGAAUGGACGCUUGUUGGCAGCCACAUUCAGCAUGAUUGGGGUGGCCUUCUUUGCACUUCCGGCUGGCAUCCUGGGUUCUGGUUUUGCUCUCAAAGUCCAAGAGCAACACAGACAGAAACAUUUUGAGAAGAGACGUAACCCUGCAGCAGGCCUCAUCCAGGGUGCUUGGAGGUUUUAUGCCACCAACCUUUCCCGUACAGAUCUGUUGUGCACUUGGGAUUUUUAUGAGCAGACUGUGGCUAUUCCAAUGUACAGACUUAUUCCACCUCUGAAUCAGCUGGACCUGCUGAGGAAUCUAAAGGGCAAGUCAUUCAGGAAGGAAUCUCAAACAGAUACCUCUCCCAGUAAUGAAAAUGCACACAAAGACAGACUUUGCGGGUGCUGUCCGAGAACUCUUAGUCGGAAGCCCAGCCUCAAGGAUAAAGUAUUCCCCAGUCCUUCCAAGGCUCCAGUGGUCAAGGGAAAGUCCCAGUCUCCAGGGCCAGAGGAUGGGGCUGAGGCGAGCCCAGGCAAGGUCACCAAGAGCUGGAGCUUCAGUGAGAAGAACAAAGGACCAAAGCACUCCUUCAGAGUCCGGGGCAGCACCUCACGCCAAAACUCAGAGGUGCUGAUUGAAAUGCAGGACGAAGACUUUGGACUGAAGAGUUCUCCAGCAAUUGAAGGUUUAAUAAAGGCGAGCCUUCCAGGGGAGGAAAUUGGUGAUGAUAAGAGCUGCCACUGUGAGUUUCUCACUCAAGAUUUACCAUCAAGCUUGAAGGUUACAAUAAGGGCAAUCUGCAUCAUGAAGUUUCUGGUGUCAAAGAGGAGGUUCAAAGAGAGCCUGCGGCCUUACGAUGUCAUGGACGUGAUUGAGCAGUACUCUGCAGGUCACCUGGACAUGCUGUCUCGCAUUAAGAACUUGCAGUCCAGAGUUGACCAGAUAGUUGGUAAAGGUGCUAAACCUGACGGAGAGGCAGCAGACGACCAGAGCAUGAUGGGACGUCUGGUCAAAGUGGAAAAGCAGGUGGUCUGUAUGGACAGGAAACUUGAUUUCCUGGUCAAUGUGUAUGCGCAGCGUAUGGGUAUACCUCGCUCAGAAACAGAGGCCUUUUUCAACUCCAAAGAGCCGUAUCCAGCACCGCCUUACCAUAGCCCAGAGGAGAGCAAGGUUGAGAAGGAAGAUAAAGAGGAGGUGAAGGAGGAAAAGGAGGUGAAGUCAUGCUCACCUGCAGAUGUCCCAUGUUCUGAUGGAUCUUUGGAAAAGAAAGAUCCUUUGCUGGGUCGGUCUGUGGCGAUAUCGGUGGGUACACCCUCUGGCAGCCACAGCCGCCCCUCUACCUCCUGGCAGCACCAGCUGCAGCACCCCCUCAGCCAGCCUGCCUGGAACAGCAGCGUGGCCAACACCCCUUCACCAGUCGGUGGAAAUGGUGAUCAUUCACCGACCCUAUUCCGCCUUCCACCUCCACCUGCUCCAAUUCACGACCGAUCAUCCUCCGGCCCGGCUGGCAGUGCCAGAGAAAGCAGCUCCCAGGGCAGGAGGCGCCACAGGAGGAACAGGUGUCAGCAGGACACCGCCGCCGUAGAGAGCGAUACAUCUCUAUCCAUCCCAUCUGUUGACCACGAGGAGCUGGAGCGCUCCUUCAGUGGCUUCAGCAUCUCCCAGGCCAAGGAGGACUUCUUUGGGCCUUCUUUCUUUACGGGCUCAGGAGGGGGAGCUGCAGCAGCACCUGAAGCUGCUGCUGGACCCUCUCUCUGUGCUAGGGUCAGACCCUUCAUAGCAGAGGGAGAAUCAGACACAGACUCUGACCUCUACGCUCCCUCACCUCUGUCCUUCACCGGAGAGGUCUGCGGAGAGAGGGCAUGGCCAGGACUAAAGUAAGUCAGGAAGGACUACUCUGCCUGGAAGAGAUGCUUGGGAUAAAAGAGUUGCCAAUAGGAGACCUUUCAUGGGACCUUGUCGCCAACUGACUGUCUGUUGUGGCUGGUGUUGGCAUUACAGACUAAAGGAAUGGUUACAAUUAGUAUAUGAAAACAAAGGGGUUGUCCUUCAUCACCAUUUUUCUUUUGUGAUGUAACACUUUACAAGCAAUGCUUAAUUACAGUUGCAUUGUAUCCAUCAAGAUUUUGAUUGAUGAUGUUUAGGAAAAUUUAGUUAACUCAGUUGGUUCUGUUGUAGUUAUUAAUGAUAAAAGGUACAUGAGAGUAUGUGUGUGAGAGACACUUCAUUUUUCAUCAAACCUACAUGUUGAUUUGUAUGAAACAUUGAUUUCUUUUAUGAACAAUGAGUGUAUUUCAGCACUUUCUGAGUUACACUGAUCACUUUAACUUUCCAAACAUUGUGGGAGUUAGUAAUGCAAGAUUGUUAAAGUCUUAUCACAUGGUUAGCAUAGUGUCUUGAUAACUUCUAUACCUUUGAAUGACUUGAGGUGUUAUGAUGCCAAACCUUAGCUAUGAUAACCAAUUAGAUUCUCGCAGAGUAAAAAUAAAUGUGCUUGCUUUUCAGGAUCAUUAAUUCAGCCUGGUGUUUACUUAAUACUAAAGAAGAAGUUCCCCUCAAAAUAUUGCCAAUAUUCUCCCCUCGUCAAGUAAAGCAGUGAACCUGCAGCAUGGCAUGUUAAAAUGGUUGAUUUAAGGACUGUGUUAAGCAGGCUACAAAAACCAAACAGAUGCAAAAAGUCAGCAGAAUUCUUUUUUUUUUUUCGUCACUACAAACAAACAGAACAGUGAAUAAAACAUGAAAUGAAUGUGCAUGCAUGACUGGUUUCAAGCCACAAUGUGUUCAUUUUUUUAUGGGGCUUUGCUUGAACUCCAAUCAUGUAAAUGCAGCCUGAGCUUGCUAAUUUCACUGGCUCUUCUUUUCUGGACAAAUAUGUCCAUGAAUUAUGUACACAUAAAAACACAAAAGCAGAUGUUUGGUGUCACGUGUGAUAACAUAUCGUGAUAACACAACAUGCAGGGUUGCAGUUGGAAUGAGCGGGAUGUGAUGUUAUUUAGCCCGCAGUGCAUAGGUCAGUCAUUUAGACUCUUUGCUGCUAUGUCAGUUCUGCACUACAUGAGGAAAUGCAAUAAAAAGCAAGUGAGGCAAUCAAGAACCGUCCUUCAGCAACAUGAACAUGGCCUUAUUUUUCUUUGGUCUCUUUGGUUUGUAAGAAAACACAAUUUCAAUCUAAACAUUUCAUGAAGGUAGUGCAAGUACAUUUUCAGGUGUUAAAUAGGAGGUUCUGUGGCCUGAGAGCAGUUGUUCCAGGUUACAAAUUUAGUCAUUGAUAAUGCUCAAUGCUCAAAGCAUGGGAUUUAUAGGGGCAUCUGAAGCAUGAACACUUCUUCCUGAGUCAUAGCAAACAUUUUCAUAGAAACAAUAAAACAUAGACAUGAUGAGAGGGGGCUAUCAUUUAGUAAAAAAAAAAAAAAACUAUUCACACAUGAUACACAAUCCAUAUUUUUCAGAAACAAAGAUACAAAUCUGCUGGCAUGUUUUCUACAACCCCAAAGAAAGGACCUGUAUGGUUUUAUGAUACAGUAGCUUUUAUUUUGACACCGUCAUGUAACUGCACUUUCUUCUUCGUCGUCUUCU